AUGGAAGACCCCGUCAACUUGAAUGAGGACGACGUGUAUCUCAAAUACAAAAAGCUCCAACGGGAGUUGGAUCUUUUACAGCUCCAGGAAGAGUACAUCAAGGACGAACAGCGACACCUCAAGCGUGAGCUUGUGCGGGCGCAAGAGGAGGUGAAGCGCAUCAAGCUGGUGCCGUUGGUCAUUGGGCAAUUCCUUGAGCCCAUCGACGACAAGACAGGGAUCGUUUCUAGUACCACAGGGUCGAACUACGUGGUGAGAAUCCUCUCAACUUUGGACAGAGAGUUGCUCAAGCCAUCGUCGCUGGUGGCCUUGCAUCGCCACUCUAACGCGCUUGUCGACAUUCUUCCUCCUGAAGCCGACUCGCUGAUCUCUAUCGUUGGCGAUAACGAAAAGCCGGAUGUUACCUACGCUGAUGUGGGGGGUUUAGACCUGCAAAAGCAAGAGAUCAGAGAAGCAGUGGAGUUACCGUUGACUCAAGGUGAUUUAUAUAGCCAGAUUGGUAUCGACCCACCUCGUGGUGUUCUUCUUUAUGGGCCUCCGGGUACCGGUAAGACGAUGUUGGUGAAGGCAGUGGCGAACGGCACCACCGCUUCGUUUAUCCGGAUAAACGGGCUGGAGUUCGUGCAAAAGUAUCUCGGUGAAGGUCCCCGGAUGGUGAGAGACGUAUUCAGACUUGCUCGUGAGCACCUGCCGUCCAUCAUUUUCAUCGAUGAAAUUGAUGCCAUUGCCACUAAGCGUUUCGAUGCUCAAACCGGGGCCGAUCGUGAAGUGCAACGUAUCUUGUUGGAAUUGUUGAACCAAAUGGAUGGCUUCGAACAGGAUCUGACGGUGAAGGUCAUUAUGGCCACCAACCGUGCCGACACUCUUGAUCCGGCUCUUUUGCGUCCCGGUCGUUUGGACCGUAAGAUCGAGUUCCCCUCAUUGAAGGAUCGUCGGGAACGUCGUCUUAUUUUCACCACAAUUGCCUCCAAGAUGAGUCUUGCUCCUGAAGUUGAUUUGGACUCGUUGAUUGUGCGUAACGACCCCUUGUCCGGAGCGGUGAUUGCCGCCAUCAUGCAAGAGGCUGGUUUGCGUGCUGUGAGAAAGAAUCGGUAUAUGAUUUUGCAACUGGACUUGGAAGAAGCCUACACUGCUCAAGUGAAGACUGGCACUGAGCACGACAAAUUUGAGUUCUACAAGUAA
Messenger RNA from Diutina rugosa, 1182 nucleotides. RefSeq names its product proteasome regulatory particle base subunit (gene PR26). Gene Ontology annotation, cellular component: proteasome regulatory particle, base subcomplex. Gene Ontology annotation, biological process: proteasome-mediated ubiquitin-dependent protein catabolic process. The record is from RefSeq and is a predicted model, not a curated record. The transcript has a single exon. Lineage: Eukaryota; Fungi; Ascomycota; Pichiomycetes; Serinales; Debaryomycetaceae. Bases 1 to 1182 code for a protein of 393 amino acids. Gene Ontology annotation, molecular function: ATP hydrolysis activity; ATP binding; proteasome-activating activity.